This is a messenger RNA of Caenorhabditis angaria, 2375 nucleotides long. The record is from the annotation of a GenBank genome assembly. NCBI's taxonomy places the organism in Eukaryota, Metazoa, Nematoda, Chromadorea, Rhabditida, Rhabditidae.
AUGUUUCCUCUACUUUUUCUUCUCUUUCUCCAAUUUUUGCCUGUUUCUUCUGAAGAUUUUCUAGUAAAAAUUCAGACUGAAAAUGACGAGGAAGCGAGAAAUAUCGCCGAAUAUUAUGGUUUCGCAUUGAAUCGAAAGGUUUGGGCAACACAAAAAGCACGAAAUUUUACAGGAUAAAAAACGAGAGAGAGAGAGAGACCCAGAGAAUUCGAGACAAAUUUUUUUGAAUUAUAAUUCAAAAGGCCGUGCAAUUUUAUAGCCAAAACAAAACAAGUUAAUUACAGUUAAAAUCAUUCGAUAACCUCUACAUUGUCAGCGAAUAUUUGGAUGAUAAUUUACAUUUGGAGCAUAUUGUCAGCGAAUUAUUGCAACAUGAAAAAGUGCACAUGAUUGAGAAAUUGGACAAUUUUGGGCGAUUUGCGAGAAAAGAAAUGGCGACUGCGAAAAAAUAUGAGAACCUGGUAUGAAUCAACUAAAUUUUGAAAAUAUUAUUUACGAAAUUUUUUACAGUGGCAAUUAGAACCUUCAAUGAGAAUUGAAGAAGCUUGGAAAACCGGAUUCAAUGGGUCAAAAGUGACGAUUGCAAUUGUGGUAAACUUUUUUGAGAUUCUCUUUUUCAAAAAAAAAAAUGAUAAAUACAGGAUGAUGGAAUCGAUGAAUCUCACAUUGAUUUGAAAAAUUCGUUUUCUCCCAAUUUCUCAUUUGAUUUCGUGAAAUUCGGAAACUAUCCGAAACCGGAUAAACGCGAAAAUGAACUGUAAGCUUUAACUAUUCUUCCAUUCUCAAUAAGUUCUUCAGACACGGAACACAAUGCGCUGGACUUGUAUCAAUGAGUGGAAAUAAAUGUGGCUUGGGAGUUGGACACGGCGCAAUUUUGGGUGGCAUCAAAUUGCUUGGCCCAAAACUGUUAAACGAUGCUUUGGAAGCCGAUGCAUUAGCCUUUCAGAAAGACAAGAUCGACAUUUAUUCGGUGAGUUGGGGACCGAAAGAUGAUGGAAUAACGGCAGAUGGGCCGAAGCAAUUAACAUCUCGUGCAAUAUCUGAUGGUUUUCAAUAUGGAAGACAAGGCAAAGGUAAUAUUUUUAUAUGGGCAAGUGGAAAUGGCGGGAAUUCGGGUGAUAAUUGUGCGUUGGAUGGAUAUGUGAACAAUGAAUUCACGGUGAGUUUGAAUAAUUGUUGGACCGAUUUCCAUUUUUGAUACAGAUAACUUUUGGAGUAGUGAACUCUGAUGGUACUCCAGCAUCCUAUGCCGAAGGUUGUUCAGCAGUUUUGUCAGCGAUUUCUGGAGGUGAUAGUUCAAUUGUGAGUUAGGCUGACAAUAUUUUUGAUUAUUCAAAAAAAAAAUCUUUUAGCGAACUACGGGAUUCGAUUCUAAAUGUUCCCAUAUUUCGGGAUCAUCUGCAUCGGCUGCAAUUGCAUCGGGAAUUGUUGGAUUGGCACUUCAAGCAAAGUGAGUAGCUUAUACCUUAUACCUUAAACCUUAUUAACCUUAAAGGUAUCCUUGAAUGUUCCAGAUAUAGAGAAAAUUCUAGUACUACCUCAAAAACACAGCCUUUUUAUCAAAAAAACCGGAAAAAAUACGUUUCUAACUAGAUAGUUACGUAUUCUGAAAUUUUUCAGUAGAUAGAUUUAUUGAUAAUGUCAAUCCGAAAAAUUAGAACCUUGAUGGCCUAGAAAACCAAGACUACAGUAGACUUUGCGAAAUUUACACUCCGGCUAUUUGCCAACCAGUUUGAUGCGCAUGUCAUUUAUAGUCUACUGUACAUACGUGAGCGGCAAUUCAAAAAUCCAAAUUUUCCUUCAGCCCAUCACUUACUCAAAGAGAUGUUCAAAAAUUGAUAAUCGAAUCAUCCGACAUCUCAAAAAUCCACAAUAUUUCUUUUCAAACAAACGGUGCCGGUUACAAUUUUCAUCAAAAAGUUGGAUUCGGACUUCUUGACGCAGAAAAGAUGGUAAAACUUGCGAAAGAAUGGAAACAUGUUGAGAAACAGAAAGAAUUAUUGGUCAAGACCAAAUUAAUCUAGUGAGUUUUGUAUGAUAAACUACAUAAAAAUAAUACCUUUUUUAGCUCCACAACUCCUCUUAUCGAAAUCAAACUUUCUGACGAAGUUAAAAGUAUUGAAAGAGUUAUCCUAAGUAUGGAUAUAUAUCAUGAAACACGUGGAGAAUUAAGCAUGUAUUUGGAAUCGCCUCAAGGAACAAUAUCAGAAAUUCUACCGAAGAGAAUCACCGAUAAGAAUGCUAAUUUAAUUAAUUGGAAAUUCAUUUCUGUCAACUUUUUUGGAGAACAUUCCGAGGGCAAUUGGAAGAUUCAUUUGAAAACGUCGAAACCUUUUGUGCUCCGGAAUUUGAGUUUGAAAAUCACUGGUAUUUGA